Molecule: messenger RNA, 795 nt
Organism: Paraglomus brasilianum
Lineage: Eukaryota; Fungi; Glomeromycota; Glomeromycetes; Paraglomerales; Paraglomeraceae
Source: the annotation of a GenBank genome assembly
AUGCUCAAAGCUGGGAAAGCAAGGGUACUGGAUAUAGGUUGUGGACCCGGAACAUGGAUACUCGAGAUGGCAGCAGAUUAUCCGCACUCUAGUUUUAUAGGACUAGACAACUCGCCGAUAUUUCCAUCGGCAAUCAAACCACACAAUGCGCGAUUCUAUCAGGCAGACGUUCACAACGGGCUACCGUUCGAAGAUGAUACGUUCGACUUUGUCCAUCAACGGUUUCUUGCUCUCGCUUUGAAAGAGGAGGAAUGGGUGCCGCUGAUUGAUGAAAUUGUCCGGGUUACAAAGCCUGGCGGAUAUUGUGAGAUAAUGGACUGUGAUUUUGAGAUUGAUAAGCAAGGACCGGUAACCGAGUCUCUUAUUGAAGCAGGUAAAAAAAAUAAAGUCGGGUCGGGGAAGGCGGACGUUGAUUGGGUUGGGGGUUGGUUGGGGUUGGUCGAGGUUGGUCGGGUGAGAACUUGUAUACAAGCCAAUGGAAUUAAUCCGUACAUGCGCGAGAAGAUCGAGGAACUGUUGAGUGAUACGAAGAUGUUUGUCGACAUUACCGUGAACGAGAAAGUUACUCCUUUCGGCAGCUGGGGUGGCAGAUGGGGCGAGUUGGUUAGCGAUGGUCUUCGAAUGUCUGCCAACAGUUUCAAACCCAUCAUACAGCCGACGCUCGGACUCAGCGAUGAAGAGUACGUCAAGUCGGUCAAUCAUUCCGUGAUGCAGGAAAUGAACGAAUAUCGGUCUGAAACAAGCAUGUACAGAAUAUAUGGAAAAAAGAAGACUACAGCAGUACCGACAGAAUGA